Molecule: messenger RNA, 1011 nt
Organism: Aspergillus calidoustus
Lineage: Eukaryota; Fungi; Ascomycota; Eurotiomycetes; Eurotiales; Aspergillaceae
Source: the annotation of a GenBank genome assembly
AUGUCUGGGCUGCCGAGUCUACACUCUAUACCACUUUCCCUGGUUCUAACCGCUGGUGUUGUGCCCGUCGCGUUCUACAUGUUCUAUGAUCGGCUGCCACCUCUAUGGCCGUCCUCGAAGAAGGCCAUGAUGAUUGGCCCAAAGCAACCGCAAACUAUAACCUCGCUUGAAUGCCCCUACAGUUAUCUUCGCCAAAUUUAUGGGAAAUACCACUGGGCUCCCUUCCUACAUAAAAUAUCUCCAAACCUCAAAAAUGAAGACCCGCCCAAGUACCAGUGGAUUCUUGAAGUUAUGGACGUUAUCCACUUGUGCCUGAUGCUAGUAGACGAUAUUUCUGACAACAGUGACUUUCGAAAGGGCAAGCCAGCCGCCCAUAGGAUCUAUGGCCCAUCCGAGACGGCAAAUAGGGCAUACUACCGCGUGACGCAGAUCUUGAACGAGACGGUAACCCGUUUCCCAAAACUGGCGCCGUUUCUCCUCCAGUGUCUUGAAGAAAUAUUGCACGGUCAGGAUCUCUCCCUGAUUUGGCGACGAGAUGGCCUCAAUGCGUUCCCUACCAGUGCCGAGGAGCGGAUGGCGGCAUACCGAGAGAUGGCGUCCCUGAAGACAGGGGCUUUAUUCCGGCUUAUGGGCCAAUUGGCCCUGGAGGAUAAAUCCAAGGAUCGAACCUUGACUAUUGUCGCAUGGUGUACGCAGCUCCAGAACGACUUCAAGAACGUUUACUCGUCCGAAUACGCAAAGGCAAAGGGGGCCCUUGCAGAAGAUCUUCGAAACCGCGAGUUUUCAUAUCCUAUAGUCCUUGCACUUGAAGCUCCAGGCGGGGAGUGGGUGGUCAGAGCCUUGGAAUGCGGCUCACCUCGUAACAUCCGAAAAGCACUUGAGGUGAUCCAAAGCGAGAGUGUCCGCAAUACCUGUUUUGCUGAGCUGAAAUCUUCCAGUGUCCCUGUCAAAGACUGGCUGGACAUAUGGGGGCGUGAUGAGAAGAUGAACCUGAAAAGUCAGAAGAAGUGA